Molecule: messenger RNA, 1220 nt
Organism: Parathielavia appendiculata
Lineage: Eukaryota; Fungi; Ascomycota; Sordariomycetes; Sordariales; Chaetomiaceae
Exons: 3
Coding region: 284-1018 (244 amino acids)
Source: RefSeq, a predicted model, not a curated record
GAUAUACACUCCGAUUUCUGUGUCAUUUCUUCCGGCACAUAUGUUGCCGCCAAGGAUGCCUCUGCUCAGGUCGUGUGGCUCUACCUAUCGAACUUAUAUUUCGUCCGAAUGUUAGCGCGUUUGGCGCGUUGUAUCCGGUCACGGCCUUCAGUGUCUGCUGUUUCUCAACUCGCCGUGGCUAUUGCAAACUUCUUCUCCACCAACAUCACACAAACGGCAAUGAAAUCGCUGCCAGUCCAGGAACAACAGCAAUUUCCUUCAGUUUCGGCUCGUCGUGCGCAUUAUGGGGAGAUUACCUAACGAGUUGUACGGGAUGACUUAUGCCGGUGUGGCUCUGCGCACGUUCGGCCAUCGGCGUGGGAUACUCGGGACUAUUUGUCUGUCGCCUGGAACACAUACUACCACGCGCCCAAAGAGUUUUGAGUCUAACUUGUGCACGCUGCGCCUCGUUCACAAAGGCUUCCGUGUGCCAGCGACAAAGUAUCUCCUCAGCCAUGGCUUCUUCUCAUUCGACUCGAUCUACCUGGGCAGCACGGGCAUGAAGAAGCGAAUCCGAGCUUUGAGUCGUCACGAUAUACAUGGCGCAGCGGCUGCGUUGGCCGGAAGAAUCGAAUACUGCAUGAGCAAUGCAGAUCAAGAAGUUAUGGCUCGCACCUCCGACCUCCGGAUGGAUCUCGACCUACUCAACCGCCAUCUUCAGCUGCUAGACCAGCGGCGAUCCGAUGGCAGCAGUGCCACGCUCGGACAGAUCACGGACGGAGAACAAGUUGCCACAGAUCAACUCGCAACUCCUCUCACCGCGCGGUUCAAGUCGGUCACGGCCUUGGAAGUGCGCAACGACCGUCCUCAAGUCUCUCGUAUCUAUGGCAACGACCGGCCAGCCCUGGCCCUGCGAGGGUUGCGUUGCCGACUUUACGAGACAGGUCCUUACUGGACUAGAGGACCUCUACAUCCGGGGCGAGGCAGCUGCCAAGCAGUGCUCUCAGAUUCGACGCCUGGUUCUUUCUUGCGGGGCUGACUAUUCACAAAUGAUCUGAGUGUCCUCGCCGAGCUGGAGAACAUUACCAAACUCGGUAUCAGCAGCUGUUUUCCUGGGCCGUUGAGGUUGCACCCUCAGCACCAGGGGCUGACGCGGCUGCGCCUGGACGAUCUCUGGGUAUCGUCAGCAGAUCUCAUCAACAUGUUGUUAAGAGGCCCUAGCCGUGCCCAAGGCAACGACA